This is a messenger RNA of Lineus longissimus, 5673 nucleotides long. RefSeq names its product rab GDP dissociation inhibitor alpha-like. The coding region runs from base 83 to 1426 and encodes 447 amino acids. Lineage: Eukaryota; Metazoa; Nemertea; Pilidiophora; Heteronemertea; Lineidae. The record is from RefSeq and is a predicted model, not a curated record. Gene Ontology annotation, molecular function: Rab GDP-dissociation inhibitor activity. The transcript has 11 exons. Gene Ontology annotation, biological process: protein transport; small GTPase-mediated signal transduction; vesicle-mediated transport. Gene Ontology annotation, cellular component: cytoplasm.
AAGCCAUCUUGGAUUCUCCAUUUGACGUUUUUCGUGAUCUGUGUUCACUCACCUUGUUAUUUUGAUUGUUUGAAGUGCAGUCAUGGAUGAAGAAUAUGAUGUAAUCGUUCUUGGCACCGGCCUGAAGGAAUGUAUUUUGAGCGGCAUUUCAUCUGUAGAGAAGAAGAAAGUCCUGCACAUGGACAGGAACAAAUAUUACGGUGGUGACAGUGCAUCAAUUUCACCGCUUGAAGAUUUAUGGGAAUACUUCAAAGAGAAGCCAGAGAAAAUCAAAAUGGAAAAAUAUGGGCGUGGUCGAGAUUGGAAUGUUGACCUCAUUCCUAAGUUUCUUAUGGUCAGUGGUCAGCUGGUAAAGCUCCUCAUUUAUACUGGUGUGACAAAGUACUUGGAGUUCAAGGGAAUUGAUGGAAGCUAUGUGUACCAAGGUGAAGGCAUGAUAUUCAAGGUUCCAUCGAAUGAGAAAGAGGCCCUUUCCUCUAAUCUAAUGGGCAUGAUGGAAAAGAGGCGAUUCAAGAACUUCCUAUGCUAUGUGACCUUGUUCAAUGAGGAGGAUCCUGCUACAUUUGAUGGGGUUGACCCUGGAAAAACAACCACUAAGGAAUUGUAUGACAAGUUUGGGUUGGAGCAGAACACGGCUGAUUUCACUGGACAUGCAAUUGCACUUUAUUUAGAUGAUUCAUAUAUGGAUAAACCUUGCCUAGAAACUAUCAAAAGGAUAAAAUUGUACUAUGAAUCUCUAGCAAGGUAUGGCAAGUCACCAUAUCUGUAUCCCUUGUAUGGUCUAGGAGAAUUACCACAGGGCUUUGCCAGGCUUUCUGCUGUUUUUGGAGGGACCUACAUGUUAAACAAACCGGUUGAUGAAAUUGUGAUGGAGAAUGGUCAAGUUGUAGGAGUGAAGUCUGAAGGAAAGGUUGCCAAAUGUAAGGCUGUUAUCUGUGAUCCAUCAUAUGCUCCGGACGGUUGCAUCAAGAAGGUCGGACAGGUUGUUCGAGCCAUCUGCCUUCUUAAGAAUCGCAUUCCUGAAACUGGUGACAACGAAUCUUGUCAAAUCAUAAUUCCACAGAUUCAAGCAAAUCGCAAAUCUGAUAUAUAUGUGUGUUGUGUGUCUGGGGCACACCAAGUUGCGAAUCAAGAAUACUACCUUGCCAUAGUAAGCACAACUGUAGAAACUGAUCACCCAGAAGAAGAACUAAUGCCUGGGCUUCAAUUACUUGGACCUAUUGAAAAGAAAUUUGUUGCAGUUUGUGACCUCUUUGAGCCAACUGAUGAUGGCACUCAGUCUAAGCUUUUCAUAUCGACUUCCUACGAUGCCACAACCCAUUUCGAAACAACGUGCACAGAUGUUUUGGAUAUCUACAAGAGAAUGAUGGGAAAAGAUCUGGAUUAUUCUUCUAUCACAACACCAUCAGAGGAGUGCCCACAGUAACCUAGUCUUGUCAGUGUACAGCUGAGUUGCCCAGCCUUGGCUCUUCUAGCCAGAGUGAUAGGAACAUGAGUUUUAUGUGGUUGAUGUUGUGUAGUGUGACGCUCAGAGAGCUGAUGGGGUUGGAGAUAUGUGGGAUAGCAAGAUUGGGUUCAUUGCUUCCAAUGUAUGAUAUUGUGUACUAGAGAUGCACAAAGGAGCCUGGGGCUAUUUUGCUUGUCAUUUGAUUCCCAAAGCUGAAUUAUUGUUAAUUGGAGCAGUGAUCAAGCUUUGAUUUUUGAUGGUCUGAAAAGGUGAUAGGUUCUACAAUUGAAAUUUUGUCAGCUGUUUGAUAGUUACAUAGUACACACUAAAUCUUCCACUAAGCUAUUUGAAAGAGAAUGUGAGACAACUUUCAGUGUUACAGGAGAGGCUGAGGAAAGGAUGUUUUGUGUGACAAAAAGAAAAUUUACUGUCUCUGCAAGUCGGGCAGUCUAGAUGUAUUCAUGAUGUUGUUGAGCACAGACAUUUUGGUCAUAUAUUUACAAAGUGCUUAUCGAGUCAAUAUAGUCUAUGUCAGUGUACUUAUGCCUUAAUGGAAACAACAGUAACAAGCAUUGUUUUGAUGCUUCUUUGUGCUUUUUUGCCAAAUAGGUGUUCACAUCAGAUUUUUGCAUUAUAUCCUAAAAGCGCUGUUCACGUGAUAUUAGAACCAGCUCUGUCAGUAAUAUGGCACCUACAUGUAACUGGAGUUUAACUCUCUUGCUUGGUGAUUUGUUAACGAAAUACGAAAUAUGUGAAAAUUUGUUUAGUAAAGGAUACAAGCAUAUCGUGUUAAGGUAUCUUAGCGGCAGGAUUCUUAGGACCACCAUGACUGACUGGAGUUCAAGUAGUCGCCUUUUAUUCUUUUAAAGAUUACAUUGUAACAUUUUGUUUUAUUUUGUUAUUGCUAAAUGUCUGGUAUGGUUGCAGAGUAGUUGCUAUUACUAAGGUGCUUGAAUAAUGCAGUUGGGAUGUGCACAAGUUUUAGCAUCCCUCCUUUUGUGGGGAGUCAAGGAUCUGAGUAUCAAUUUGAGGGCGGGAAAGUUUUACCGAGACUCAUGUCUUGGCUUUUGAGCCGUGUAUAAUAAAGUAUCUGGAGUAGUUGCUUUUUCCUUGCAUCUAAUAAUGCUGUGCUGCCUCUGGUGUUCACCCAGUGGUCACAUUUUCAGACAAACUUAAAAUGUAAAUGAAUUUCGUAUUAAAAUGGUUCUAUCCCUCUUUCCUGUUACAAAAAAUAAAACUACCAAAAUGUGUUGAACUCCUUGUCUUUGAGGAUUCAAACGUUCAAGUUUCAAAGAAGGAGUCCUCUGAGAAAAACGGCAAACCAAAAUUUAUAUCUUCACACAAACAAAAUAGAGGGAAGGACUGCACCCUUUAAGAAUUAAUGCCGACAUUUCACAAGUCCCCGCUGUGCCGAGUGCUUGUACUUAGUGUAUGAAUUUCUGAUGACUGUCGGAAGUGAAAUAUUUCUUGGUCAACUUGGUUUUUAGCUACAGUUGUUUUACAAGACAAUGACAAUCUGUAUAUCUAGAUCUGUAUAUUUUGUUAUCACUUCAUGACAUCUAUUUUCAGUGUUGUAUGUAUUUAGUACAAAGUUUUCCUUUUUUUGAAAGAAAAUCUGUCGGAAUUGUUGCAUAAUUUAGUUGCCACGUAAAUGGUGAAGAGAGAAUUUUUCUUUGGUGCUUUAUAGUUCUUAGAUUUUUGGUGCUUUUGUAUUACAUGUUCAAAUCAGAGAUGCUGGUCUCCACAAAACUUAAAUAAAUGGCGUAUUGCAAAGAUGAAGAUUUAGGUUGAAAAUGUUUUGCAUUUAUUCAUUGAUUUAUGUGCAAUUCAUAUUAUUGCUAUUGUGCUAAUCAAAGAUCUUUCUAACUUGCACUUGGAGUUUAAAACAUUGAAUGGCUUCAGAAAUCAACGCUCACUAUUUGUAAAUUGAAAGUAUUCAUAUUCUGUGAAUAUUUUGCUAUGCAUGUUCACUUAAAAACAUGAUUAGACCUGCAGUAGUUUGUAAAUUUAGGGUCAAACUGACUAUAGUCUAUCAUGAAUGUAGAUUCUUGAAAAAUGGCAGAGCUAUGCUGUAAUUUCCCAAGUCACUAUUUUUGACAUCUAAUAACAGCAAUUUUCUUAACUUGAAAAAGACCUUUGGUACCAAAUGUUUACCAAAAACUUAUACUUCAGACCUGGAAUGAAUGGGUUUUGGUGUUACAUUUGUGAAAUGAGAACAUACCACAUUUAAGUCUAUACUGUGAUUUUGUGCUUAAAUUUCCAUUAGAUUUCUUUCAUAGAUCUGUUUUUAUUUACAAUUUCAUUAUGCAUUUCAGAACGUUUGUUAUAUUUGUUAGUGAUUUGAACUGUCCCCAGCUGUUCUACGUUGUUGCCUCUGCUUGUCCGAAAUACUACAGCCUUUGGGUGCUUUGUUUGUUGAGCCCAGAGACGGAUAGGCACUGGCUGAUGCUCUGGCCCUUCCCCUUCAUUGUCAGUCAAGCUCCUACACUCGUAUCAAUGCACUGAUAAUGCGUCUAGACAGUGCCAAGUAAGACAUCCCUCUUGUCCGAUUGGCUGUUUUCUAUGUAAAACUAGGAGUCGAACGUCCCUUCUUAAUAUCCAGUUACUUUUAGAGUGUGUGCUUAGUUCUUUUUCAACAUUCCACAAGGCAGAAUUCCAAUCAUUAAAAACUUAAGCAUUGGAUGCCAUGACGAUUGUUUGCCUGGUAAUAAUUCAAAGCCCUUGAUCUGUACCCCCCCCCCUUCUGUUCCUAUUUAUUGCAGGCAUUUACUCAAGUUGUAACAACUGAUACGCUUUAGACAUAUUUUUUUAUCAAUGUUAAUAAAUUGUCACCAUCUGUAUUUUGUCUGACACCUGCUUUUGGCUCUCAGUGAGAUAUAAUUUAUUGCUUUUAAAACCUGUAUCUUUCUAUACACAAUUUAUCUAUACAUAUACAUAAUAACUGAUCAAAGUCUGUCAAGUUAUCUGGCACAUAAUCGUUAUUAGUGUUGUGUGACGCAUAAAAAAUCAGAGCACUCAUAAAGUAUAAGAUGAGGGGAAUUGUCCUCAAGCCUGUCUUUCUUAGGAUAUCGAAUCUGUCUAUGUACAUCUGCCCCCCAUUGCAUGCUAGUAAGAAGCAUUGGCAUUGGCAAAACUUCAUGCCUGUUUUAAUAAAGCCUUUAACUUCAAACUUAAAUCACUGGUCGGUUUGGCUUUUGUUCGUCAGCACCACCUGGACUCGUCCACAGGUAAUGACAAAGGGACUCUACAAAACAGUCAUUUGAUACCUUCAGUUUGGGCACUAAAGUUGUGAAUACUAGGUACAAGUGUAGGACAGGUCUCCUGUUCCAGCCCACGAGGAACAGGCAUGAUGUUUUUUCCAAUACAUUUCUCAAUGUAUUUCUGCAUUUUAAUCGGCUGAAUCAUCUAACAUGGUCAGCAUUCUGUGUACACUCCCCUGUCUGGACCAAUGAGGUUGAUUAUAGCUUUACAUGUAUAGCGUGGAAGAUAAUUUGUACUGCCUAUAUUUUCUACAUGUUCUAUAUUUUCAAUGGCUGAAGUAAAUAUGUUGUUAAAAUGGAACUUGUUUGAUGGUUUUGUCACCUUAUUUUCAAAAGCACUGAUUGGCUGAAAUCCUGGAGCUGGUUGUUUUUGAGAUAAUCAGUUAUAAGAUGCCAAACCCACCAUCCAUAUACUUGUGUGUUCCAUUAAAAUUUUCUGUAAGGUUGCCAGUCAUUAUGCAUUGGCAAGUUUGCUUAACAGUGUAAUUAAUUGGUUGGCGUAGUUGGCUCUCAAUCACUACAUAACAUUAUAUUUUGGCCAAAACUACACCUCGACCUAUGGUGGUUGGUUUGUAUGGUAGUGAAAUGUAUUAAUGCACCUAGGACAAGAGAUGUGGAUCAUGUUGGGUCUUGAAAUGAAAGGGUGUUUCAUGAAAGGAAGUGAUUUUGGAUGGAAUUAAUGUUUAUCCUUGAUGAAAUGCCUUUCUAUAUGGUUUAUGCUAAACUUGUAUAUCAGGUCCAUCAUUGCCGCACGGGGCAUUGAUAGAUUUCAGAUUCUCUAUCCUAUGUUAGCAGGUUGUCCAAAUUCUGGCGAAAUUUCUUCUCAGUCUUAGGCGGUUCUAUACUCCAUGUGUACUUUCUUUAGAUCAUGGUUAGUGACCACUGGGGUAGAAAGAUGUGCAUAAAAGACUUCUUCAAUUACUCACCUGUAGUGCAGUUUAUGUAGAUGGAAUAAAACAUCAUUAU